Molecule: messenger RNA, 5864 nt
Organism: Eublepharis macularius
Lineage: Eukaryota; Metazoa; Chordata; Lepidosauria; Squamata; Eublepharidae
Gene: CTDSP1
Product: CTD small phosphatase 1
Exons: 7
Coding region: 241-1023 (260 amino acids)
Molecular function (GO): RNA polymerase II CTD heptapeptide repeat phosphatase activity
Source: RefSeq, a predicted model, not a curated record
UCCAUGUUGUAACAAAGUUUCCUUCGCCUCUGCCUUUUUCUUUUCCCCCUUUUUUGUUUUGUUUUCCCCCCUUUCCCCGUCUCCCCCUGCCCCUCCCCACCCUUUGUUUCCCCCCUUCCGUUUUAAUUUAAUUUUAAUUUUUGAAAACAAAUUAUUAACAACCAUAACUCCUGAAAAAUUCCCCAAAGCGGUGGAGAGACAAUUGGAGGAGGCAAGACAGAGCUCCGCACUUUUGGUCUAAUGGACAGCGGGUCCAUUAUCACCCAGGUUAGCAAGGAAGAGGUGAACACUCCUCUGCAGGAGAAAGGUGCUCAGAACCCGUCACCUUCCAAGAAGCCCAGGAACCGCAGCAUCUUCCAGUCCCUCUUCUGCUGCCUUUGCCAUGACAACUCUGAGCCUAUCCCUGUCAACAACAAUGCCCCACUGCUGGUUGAGGAAAACGGUUCGGUGCCCAAGGCCACCAUCAAAUACCUCCUGCCAGAAAUCAAGCCUCAAGAUGCCAGCAAAAUCUGUGUGGUCAUUGACCUGGAUGAGACACUGGUGCAUAGCUCCUUUAAGCCAGUGAACAAUGCUGAUUUCAUCAUCCCAGUGGAGAUUGACGGAGUCACACACCAGGUGUAUGUGCUGAAGAGACCCCAUGUGGACGAGUUUCUCCGGCGGAUGGGUGAGCUCUUUGAGUGUGUGCUCUUCACCGCUAGUCUGGCAAAGUAUGCAGAUCCUGUUGCUGACUUGCUGGAUAAAUGGGGAGCCUUCCGUGCCCGCCUGUUCCGUGAGUCGUGUGUCUUCCACCGGGGGAACUACGUCAAGGAUCUCAGCCGCCUAGGCCGUGACCUGACGCGUAUUAUCAUUGUGGACAAUUCACCUGCUUCCUACGUCUUCCACCCUGAUAAUGCUGUGCCUGUGGCUUCAUGGUUUGACAACAUGGCUGACACAGAGCUACUCGACUUGUUGCCAUUUUUUGAGAGACUCAGCAAAGUGGAUGAUGUGUAUACAGUGCUAAAGCAGCACCGGACUAGUAGCUAGUGACUGCAGGGGACUUUGGGCAGGGGAAGGAGGGGUGUAUGCCCAUCUAGCCGCUUCCUUCUGCUGAGCAGGUCAGUCUGCUCUCCCAGCCUAGCCCCUGGCAUAGCAGUGCACAGGAAACCCAGCAGGGGGCAGCAGAGAGCCACUGGUUCCCAUGGGGCACCAGGACAGACACCAAUGUCUGAAUGUCACCUUGAACCCUGAACCCCAAAGAGGAAUCAUCCUUGCUGCUGUGUUUAAAAAACGGUUUGUUCCCCUUGUAUUAUGGCUGUGGGGACCAGGCCCUCAGCCCAUUUUUUUCACACACCGUGGGACCAAAACUCGGCCCCGUCCCCUACAAAGGGAAAAGGCAUCCUGGCCCAUUCCCCUAUCACCAGGUUGGGAAGGGUCAUGCAGUGACUGGUCCCAGGAAUUCCCUGUAUCCCACUGUUGCCUGAUAUUCUCCUCCCCUUCUUAAUAGGUGCUGAGCCCUAGAUUCUGCGGAGGGUUAUUGGUGCUACUGCCAUAUUUCCGGUGGUGGUCACUGACAGUACUAAGAGCUAAGGAAUCCCCCAAGGUGGAAAAUACUGAAGAGGGAAAGGGAGACACAAGAGAAAAGGUAUAGCUGAUUGGGGGACUGAAAAGUUGUGGGCAAAUACAUUAAGAAGGUAGAAUAUGUAGAGAAAUUUGGCUGUAUCUGUAAAGGGAGCUGAGUGUCUGUAUCUCAGCUGAUAAUUUUUGGGCUGGUGUCUGAGGAUUGUAUCUUAUGCGAGAUAAUGUACUCACGUGUGCUGUGUGACUUAGGACAUGCUGGGCCAUCUCCUGUCACUCUGCUCAGCUAAGGCUGGCAUGUUGUGUUGCCACUAGGCACAUCCUGCUAACACAAGGUUAGCAGGAUCCACCAGUAGGACGCACUUUGCCUGUCUGGAAUGUACCAUCCUUAGCUAAGUGUAGAAUACAACCCAAUGUUGUCCUACUAAGAAUGGUUUUCAGCCAUUUCUUGGGACAGAAGCUCUGUAGUCUUGCUUUCCACUGAAAAUUUCCUUUAAAGGAAAAAAUAGUCAUAUUUAUUUUUCAUUCCCUUUUGGAGGGUGAAAGAAACCCAAGCUUCUCUUCAUUUUCUUUCUGAAGAAAUGACAAAAAAGUGGAUCAGGAGGAGACAUUUCACUAGCAGAUAGGAAGCUUUUCCCAGCUGAGAUGCAAUGCAAACUAGGUCUGUCAGUUUGUACACUCACAUUUGUAAGUGCCUUAGAGGUGAGGGAAUGACCAAUCCAAUGGAUUGAACAGCCCCAAGUCCGAUCCACAGCCCAAUCAAAGCCUGGCUUAACCCCACUGUUUUGAGGGGCCCCAAGCCAGUUCUGUGAUUGGUUGCAUCUGAGAGAAAUGGUUUUUGAGGGACUAAGAUAAUAUGGAGUGGCUUCUGGAGUGGUCCGUAUCAUGCUUGGGCUAUAGGCAAGGUGAGCACUGUUGGUCAAUAAACACUAUAGAGGAAGUUUGCCACCUACAACAGUCCAGUUGGUUUCCGAUUAUUAGUGUGGUUGAUGAUUCUGCCUUCUAGUACCCAGGUAUGACACAGCCUAAGAAUCCUUCUCAUAGCCUUUCCAUAUUCCAUGCCAGUCUUGAGUUUUCUGCUCCAAACCCUGGAUUCUCCUAGGCCCGUUCUUCAGUUCCCCUUACCUCUCCCCUCCCAGUAGCUGUGACCAGACAUAAUAUGGGCAUAGGCUGGAAGGGAGAGAUGGCAGUCUUUUCCUGUGCCACAGUGGCGUUGUCUCUUACGCUGUAGUGCCUUUAAACCCCAUCAUCUCCCAACUGAAUCUGCCCUGAGAUGCAACAAUUGGCUGUGGGCUGUAGUUGGAUUUCUGUAACCUUCUUGGGCUCGCAGGGGCAUGUGGGGAAAUUGUGCCUUUUAGAAAUGAAUGAUCAGCUGGUAUUACUGAGAGAAAUGAUGAAAAGCACAUAAUGUGAGGGGGGGGGGAGUGCUGGUGAGCAAGACCUCUGUUUCCACUGCUUUGUCAAUGGCCCAGUUGCUCUGGGUUCCCAAAGACUGCUUAUCGGAAAUCAAGCCAGCCCUGCCACCUGUUUAACUACAUUUCUUCCCACCUCACCUAGGAGCUUCAUUUAACAAGAAAGAACCUUGAGCUAGCUGCCUUGGUCGCUCUGCCGGCGGCCUCCACAAGAUCUGGAUUUUCCUCAGUUUCUCUCCAGUGCCACCUUGAAUUUGCCUUAAAAAUGUUGGGAUUCAAGAAUUCUUUGUGCCUUUUAUGAUUGUUCUCGGCUGUUUGUUAAAGAAAGGACAUGAUGCAGCAAAUCUUUAGAGCCUUCGCCCCAUAUCAGGAUGGAAUGUUUCGUGACGGAGCAGGCCUUGACUCUGGAGAGUGGGUCACGUCGUAGUCUGUUGAUCUGGAGCAAAGGGUCAUGUUGAGCCUCACUGUCAGGGAGCAUUUAAGUCAUCAUUUGCAGAUCAUUCACCACCACACCAGAUUGCACUUAAAGCAUCUUACUAAAAUGAGUAUUAUAAUAAAUCAGGAAUAGUUGAAGGGCCUCUUCACUGUCAGGUUGGGCCUGGCAGUCCCAGUUUCUUAUGGGUGUGUGUGGGGGGGGGGAUACAGGAAGUUUCAACGAUCACAAAAACGUGAUUACAUUGUCUAAUAGCUACUGCUGGAUUUAUCCUUCAGGAACAUCCAUGUUUGGUUUUAAGCACAGUUAAGGUAAUAUUGUUCCUCAGCACAGAGAACUGCAAAUUAUAAUACGGUGGGGAGAGGUCCCUUUGAAUGUUUUUAAUUUUUUAUUACUUAAAUAUUGUUGGUUUUAAAAAAUAAUUGUUCAGUGGAACAAUAUAAGCCACAUCACCCUAAUUACUCUAUCUCUUCCAAAUUUCCCUCCACCUCCAAAUUCUAGGUAUACCUAAACUGAGACAGAGAAAAUACAAUUGAAAGGGGAAAACUUGAGGGUUUUUUCCUUCUUACUAUAUGGGGAUGGGAUCUGUUAUCACAAUAUAUGUGAACAUAAAUGUCAAUCUAUAUCAAGUUAAAUUAACAAUGCAAUCCUAAGAAGAGUUACUCCAGUCUAAGCCCAUUGAUUCCAGUGAGCUUAGAGUAGAGUAACUCUGCUUAAGAUUGUACUGCAAGCCUGUCUCUUUCCACCCGGAUCAACUGCCAUACUGUUAAAUGGCACAAAAAUCAGAUAAUAUCUACCAAAACACUAGAUUGAAUUGAUGCCUUCACAAACAUCCCGCAACCCCCCCCCCCCCCACACACCAUAUUUCAGUGUAAGAAAAACUGUCACUCUUCUGGCUUAGAACAUUUAGCAAUUUGCUCCGCUCUGGCAGUGUUCAGGGCAAAACUAGAUGUGACACCAUCCUCAUGGCUGCCACAAGGAUGCCAUCACCAUUUUAGCAUCAUUUAAAAAUGCUGCAAGGGCCCAGUCCUGAUUUGGCCCACAGCAUAGUGUUCUCCCCCCCCCCCAGGCCUUUUCAAGUGCCGAAACAGCCACCUCCCCCAUGGGGAUAAGGUGUAGGAGGGAAACGAAUACCACAGCCUGUUGCACAGUGGGCUGGAUCAAGAUCCAGCCUUCAUGGCAUUUUUAAAUAACUUUAAAAUGGCCGCAGUGUCUUCAUGGCAGCUACGAUGCUGCGGUCACAUCUAGUUGGCCCUCAGAUACCCUUUUCUCUGGACCAGUGAACCACUAAUGACCCACCAAUCCCAGCAGACAAACUGCUCUAGUUCUAAGGUUCGUUCAGACAAAUUUGAUGUGGGAGCUGCCCCUCAUUCAAGAAGACUUUUCUAAAGGAUGUUUGAAGAACAAUUCUAGCAGGGCACAUUUUAGAUUAUAUAAAUAUGUAUCAUGUGUAUAUAGUUGGGGGGACUUGAAAAAAUGGAUAAAAAACCAUCAGAGGAUUUUUAUAGCUGUAUUUUUAACAAUGUUCUUGGGAGAUGGUAAUUAUUUUUGUGUGGUUGGUUGUCAAUUUUCCUGGUGUAAACAUUAAUGGGGUGGGAGUGAUUUUGCCCAUGAGAUGACACCUGUAUUGGGGAGCAUGCUGUUCUUCUCCAAAUACCUGUGGCUCCUUCCCUGCACCCCAGCACAUACACAUUUUAUGGUAUUCAGUAGCCUCAGUGUUUGCCAAGGGUUAAAAUCAGAUUUCAAGCCCUUGCUCCAUAUCCCUUUUCCUCCAACAGAAAUUCACACAUCUCUUCUUGGCCAUUUUCUUUCUCCCCCUCCAAAUUCUCAUAAGAUGCUAGUUGUCUACCCCAGAAGGUAAUGACUGAGAGGUAGCAAGCAUGUCCCCCUAAGAGUGGUAUUCCUUAGGGUGAAUUUUUCCUCCUUUAUCGAAUUUAACUUUUUAAUUUCUUAUUUUGGGGGUAAGGUGUAGCGACUCAGGGCUAGCCACGAGGAAUAGCAAGUUAAAAUACGCUAACACAGUAUUGGAAAACUCAGCACUUUAUUUGGGGAAGGAAAAUCAGAUGUCUUCUCAGUGCCAACUGAACGUUACGAAGAGACACAAGUUAUCUACAAAACAUGUUGGUGUGACCAAGGCUCAUUGCAGACACUCCUUGUGUUUCCUGGGCUGGCUGAGUAAGGUGCCACUUCAUACUCUCUAUUUCAUAAGAAGUCUCUCCUGUAGCUGAAUGCUUUGCUUCUUAAAGUUACACCUCUACUGCCUGGUCCUCCCCCCACCCCCGCAAGCUAUUGUGUUUGGAGAAGAAGCUGUUCCCCACCCCAUCUGUUCAUACUGUCACAUAGGUAUCUGUUGACCACAAGCUGAUCUUUUAACAAUGGAAGAGAGUGAGAAAUCACAAAUCAAAGUGCCUUUUCAUAUGAUUCAAACUGUAAAAUAAUCUUUAAAGAAAAGAAAAUCAAACCCA